AUGGCAACGGGGAGCAAAGCAAUACUGGCUCUCGCCAUACUCGCCGCAUCCUUGUCCGUCUCGCGCGCCGUGACAUCGUCCUACGUGCGGCCCAAGCCGAGGACGACGCUCUCCGAGCUCAAAUCCGUUCUUGAGGACGCCCAAGGCCAGACGCCACAGCAGGUGCACGUAUCAACCGUGGGCUCUGACAGGAUGAGGGUGACAUGGAUCACCGAAGAUGAUGCACCGCCGAUCGUAGAGUACGGCACGAUCUCAGGCCAGCAGUACCCAUUCUCAGAGACCGGAACAACCACGAGCUACUCAUACCUGGCCCUCUACCACUCAGGCAACAUCCACGACGCCGUCAUCGGCCCGCUGAAACCCAGCACGACGUACUACUACCGGUGCAGCGCCGACCGGUCGCGCGAGUUCUCCUUCCGGACGCCGCCGCCCAGCCUCCCCUUCGAGUUCGUCAUCGCCGGUGACCUCGGCCAGACCGGAUGGACGAAGACGACGCUGCAGCACAUCGCCGCCGCCGACUACGACAUGCUCCUCCUCCCCGGCGACCUAUCGUACGCCGACUUCUUCCAGCCACGCUGGGACUCUUACGGCCGCCUAGUGGAGCCGCUGGCGAGCGCGCGGCCGUGGAUGGUGACCCAGGGCAACCACGAGAUCGAGAAGGUGCCCCUCCUUGAGCCGCGCGCCUUCAAGGCCUACAAUGCGCGGUGGCGCAUGCCGUUCGACGCCGGCGCCUCGCCGUCGGGAUCGAACCUCUACUACUCGUUCGACGUGGCCGGCGGCGCCGCGCACGUCAUCAUGCUGGGCUCGUAUACCGACUACGUGGCCGGCACGGCGCAGCACGAGUGGCUGCAAGGCGACCUCGCCGGGAUCGACCGCCGUAAAACGUGCUUCGUGGUGGCGCUGGUGCACGCGCCGUGGUACAACAGCAACAAGGCCCACCAGGGGGAGGGCGACGCCAUGCGGGACGCCAUGGAGGCGCUGCUCUACGGCGCUCGCGUGGACGCGGUGUUCGCCGGCCAUGUGCACGCGUAUGAGCGGUUCACGCGCGUGUACGAGGACAGGGAGGAUCCGUGCGCGCCGGUGUACGUGACGAUCGGCGACGGCGGGAACCGGGAAGGGCUCGCGGCGAAGUACAUGUACAUCGACCCGCAGCCGAAGACUUCUGUGUUUCGGGAGGCGAGUUUUGGGCAUGGAAGGCUGCAGGUGGUGAACGCGACGCAUGCGCUUUGGACGUGGCACCGGAACGACGACGACGAGCCUGUGGUGGCCGAUCGCGUGUGGAUCACCAGCCUAGCAUCCAAGCCGGCUUGUAACAAGUGA
Molecule: messenger RNA, 1320 nt
Organism: Lolium rigidum
Lineage: Eukaryota; Viridiplantae; Streptophyta; Magnoliopsida; Poales; Poaceae
Product: probable purple acid phosphatase 20
Exons: 3
Coding region: 1-1320 (439 amino acids)
Molecular function (GO): metal ion binding; acid phosphatase activity; protein binding
Source: RefSeq, a predicted model, not a curated record